Messenger RNA from Vollenhovia emeryi, 749 nucleotides. RefSeq names its product thioredoxin-2-like. Gene Ontology annotation, molecular function: protein-disulfide reductase activity. Lineage: Eukaryota; Metazoa; Arthropoda; Insecta; Hymenoptera; Formicidae. The record is from RefSeq and is a predicted model, not a curated record. Bases 154 to 486 code for a protein of 110 amino acids. The transcript has 4 exons.
UGGGCACAAGCCAUAAAGCCACAGAACACAGUCGCUACCACUGGCCAUUGGCUGUCGCUAACUCGCUGCCAGUCGCUGUUGAAUUACCGUAGUGUACGGUCACAACGGUCUCGCUGUUUGUUACAAGGAAGUCGACUACUCGUACACUUAACAAUGGGCAACGAGGGAGAAGUCACUGUUAUUCAGAAUUCUGAUGACCUGAAAAGUAAACUUAAAGAUGCAGGCAAUAAUUUGGUAGUUAUUGACUUCUUUGCCGAAUGGUGCGGGCCAUGCAAGAUGAUUGGUCCAUUAAUUGAGGAAUUGUCCAAGGAAAUGAAAGAUAUUGUUUUCCUUAAAGUUGAUGUGGACGAAUGUGAAGAUAUCGCUGCUGAAUAUGAGAUAUCCAGUAUGCCUACGUUUGUUUUUAUAAAGGAAGGCAAAGUGUUGGAGACCUUUUCCGGUGCAAAUAUUGAUAAACUUAAAAAUACAAUUCAAAAGCACAAAUAAACAAAUUGUCACGAAUGUUUAAAUAUAUUGUACUCUUACAAACUGUAAAAGUGACACAUACUGAAUCAGCUUUAAUUACUAUUGUACACAAAUACUAUAGAACAGCUAUUUAAAUAGAAAAAGAACAGUUUGCCUGGUUUACAUUGUACACAUUAAAAAGGAUCGAAGCAGUUAUUUUUUUAAUAAUGAAAAGCUUAUUUCCAUAGAUUUUGUUGCAAAACUGUAAUGAGCUCACAAAUAUACAUGAUAUAAUUAUGAAUCAC